AUGGCGCCAAGAACAGAUUCCGUCUCGUUGGGAUCUCUUUCUCGAGUAUCAAAACACUCCUACACUAUAGUUAGCCCAAUUCAAGACGAAAUAUCCGAGAAUGACAAAUGUGGGACUGAUACCACACGGAAUCCAGAUGAGGGUGACCGAGAGCCACAAAAACCAACACUUUUAGCUCCCCCAUCGGCAAGACUGCAUCGCUCCGGGUAUAUCCUAUUCAUCGUGUUUUUGUACAUUGGCUUGGCGAUCUUCGCAUGGGUGGUGAACUGUUAUCUAUCAUUUCGUCCCAUCACCACCAAACAUUACGACCUGCGUGCCCUUGAUAACAGCAACUGGGCAGAGCCUGACAGGAAGUUCAAAAAUCCUCUUUUCGGUCGCAAUGAACAAUGGUAUCGCGCUGCUCGAAUUAUCCAGUCGGUUGUCAGCGUUUUGACCAUUCCACUGACCUCCGCAGUCUGCUCCAGCGCAGCAGUCGUUUUCAUUCAACGAAGAGCCCACAAAGGUAUCACAGUCCGGCAAGUGAUGACACUGGCAGAUAAAGGCUGGGCCGAUCUCGCAACCUACGCCAGAAUUCUUCCAUUCUUCGCAACCGAUGGAUGGAAACGGUUUGGAAGUUCAUUUCUUUUGCUGGCUAUAUUUCUGAAUUUUCUUGGUUCGGUGAUAUCGCCGCUACAGCAAAUGUUUCUCUCCACUCGCACUAUCAAGAUACCAACUUACCCUUCCUGGAUUAAUGGUCAACUGGAUAUCCCAGAUCAGUUUAAAGGUGACGCUGAUGAUGAUUCGAACCUUGUUGUGGCCAUAACACGCAGCGCUUUAACUUCAACGACGAUUUCAGAGGUCCAGUCCCAGCUCUGGCAGGGCGCCAAUGUCACUUGCGUGUUAAAGUAUGGCUCCGAGAAAUUACCACAGUCCUGUAGCUACGGCGGUAAUACUUUGGCAGAUAUGUCUCAACUAACGGAGCCAUUUCUGGCGGAGCUCCCGAGUGACUAUAACACUGGACUUUAUCAACAAUUUAUCCCUCGAUUCAAUUCGAGUGCUCAGUAUGACAAGAUUGCCCAAACUGAGUUCCCCACCGGAUGCGACAAGAUUGAUGGUGCCUUCUAUGUCGACUAUACGAACGUUACUACCGACCCUAACGGCCUCGUGUAUACCUGGGGAGUGCAGGCGUGUAUGCCUCGGGACCUCACCACGUCGCCAUGGAAAUCGACCCGGGACCGCCAAGACUUCACCGAAGAGCUUUACUUGAAUGUGACAUUGAUUCAAUAUGACGUGGACAAACUGAACAAGGACCAGCAAAAUAAUACUUUCUAUAAAGUGACGCUCGGCACAACUGCUGGUUAUUUUGAGUUACCGAACUAUAUGAAUGGCGAAAUUGCUGGGCCCUUGCUGGAAAAGGAUCCCAAUGGACUCUGUGGAGAACAUUGUGAACCAGAGACGAUCAACGGCGAUGAGGAGCACAAGAUUGGAGAUAAGCGACGCGAUCUCAACACUGCGAUUGAUUCAACUCUGCCGCUUGAAGUAGUUGCCAACAAAGGUCCCCUACUGACAAUAGCUAUGGCGUUAUUCGGUGACUCGUCUUUUAUUCAUAGUCUUCAGGCACAUCCCCAAGCUUAUGCUUCCGUCAUUGAUUUCAAUGUGCCUGUGGAGCAGGUCCCCGCAUACGCAGGGUCUUGUGUCGAUCUAGCUCCCCUAGCUAUCCUUCUCGCCGGGACCAGCGGCGAGGACGACAGUACUAACGGCAUCAAUUACUGCAUCAGCAAUACAGAUGGAGGCGUGAACGGCACUGAUGUCAACACGGAAGUCGCCCAGUGGAUCUCCAAUUUCAACUACGACCAAGAACGCGUCAGAAAUGCCUUUGACGCUACCGCGUUUUUGGCAAACAAAGCCUGGAUGCAGAAUAGCGUUAGCCCAGCAGAAAAGUCAUUGACGGUGAAUUUCGAUCUCGGCGCGGAUACACAAAUUCCUGUUAUAUCUGUAGGUGGCAUGAUCUUUGUUUCUAUCCUCCUUGGAUUGUACAUUUUGAUGCUCAUCCCGCUUGCCAUCUACGCCGCUUGGUCACCUCGUUGGACUGCACAGCUUGAUUCGUUUGCCAUGAUGAGAAUCGGGGCCGCUAUUACCGAAAAGCUGCCUUUGACUGUUGGUCAGAACAAAAACACGAUCAAGUCCCUGGAAGAGAUUCCUGGGUGGGUUGGCGACACAUCUGGGGAGCAGGAACCGCUCGGGAGGUUAGGACUUGGUGCGGGGAGGUCUCUAGCUUCAAGAGCGAAUCGGCGGUUUGAAUGUGAAGAGGAAGAUGACGAGGAGGUCACAGCCGAAGAGAAGUAA
Penicillium odoratum is the source of this 2325-nucleotide messenger RNA. RefSeq lists its product as uncharacterized. Bases 1 to 2325 code for a protein of 774 amino acids. The transcript has 2 exons. NCBI's taxonomy places the organism in Eukaryota, Fungi, Ascomycota, Eurotiomycetes, Eurotiales, Aspergillaceae. The record is from RefSeq and is a predicted model, not a curated record.